AUGGCCAUGGCAUUUGUGGCGUCGGCACCUGGCGCUGCCCCGGGAGCUCAGGCAGUCCGUCAGCAUGCCUCGCUGGCAGCCCGCCAAGAUCUGGGUGCAGGUCCUACCUCGCAACGGGCCAUUGGCGCUUGGACGCUGGCAGGGGCGCUGGGAAUUGCUGCUGUGCAGGCCCGCCGCGGCAGCCGCAGCGGCCGUGGCCGUGAGGCCCGAGUGGCCCGCGCUGUAGGCCAGGGCGGGAGCAAGCGGAUUUUGGUGAUGGGCGGCACUCGCUUCAUUGGCUGCUAUUUGGUCGCGAAGCUGCGCGAGCUCGGGCAUAAGGUUGUGGUUUGCAACCGCGGAAAGACCAACGGUGGAAAGCCAGAGCGGCUUCCCGGCGUAAGUGACGCUGAGUACGCGAAGAUGUUGGAGGGAGUGGACGUCCUCAUUGCCGACCGGAAGAACCCGGACCAGCUGCGAACGGCGGUGUCAGCGGCUGGACAGUUUGACAUUGUCUUCGACAACAAUGUGCGCACACUUGCGGACAUCGAGCCCUUGGUUAGGGGCAUCAAGGCGAAGGGUGGCUGCCAGCAGUUCAUAAUGAUGAGCAGCGCUGGGGUCUAUGGUCCCACGGAUGUUCUGCCGCUGAGCGAGUCGACCCCGGGGGACCCCAACUCCCGGCACAAGGACAAGCUCGCGUGUGAGCAGUACUUGGCAGCUGAAGGUCUGAAUUGGACAUCCAUUCGCCCCGUCUACAUUUACGGGCCUCUGAACUACAACCCGGUCGAGCGAUACUUCUUCGACCGAGUGUCGCGGAACCGCCCAGUUUGCAUCCCGUAUGGGGGCAAGUACAUCACCCAGCUGGGCCAUUGCGAAGAUCUGGCGGAUUUCAUGGCGAAGUGCGUUGGCAACGCUGCCGUUUCGGGCCAAGUCUUCAAUGUGUCCAGCGAGGAGUACGUCACCUUUGACGGCAUGGCCAAGGUCUGCGCUGCGGCGGCCGGCGUCGGAGAACCGAAGAUCGUGCACUACGACCCCAAGUCAGUGGAGGUGCCGAAGGACUUCCCGAAAGCCUUCCCCUUCCGCGGGAUGCACUUCUUCGCCUCCAUCGAGAAGGCGAAGCGCCAAGUCCCAAGUUGGAGGCCGAAGUACAACAUGUUUGAAGGGCUGAAGAGCUCCUUCGAAUUGGAUUAUUUGGCCCGGGGCUUCGACAAGAAGGAUCCCGACUUCCGCACGGACGACCUGAUUCUUCAGAAGGCUGGUGUGUCGGCAGGGGCCUCGAGCACUUCGUCUUCAGGAAAUGUUCGACAUGGAAUUGGAUAUCCGUAUUCUUUCCAGAAAGACGCCUAUGCAGACCUGCAGUACGGAAAUGAUGUGGGAUACCUCCCCGACGGCACGCCCAUGAAUGCAGCUGGGAAUGCCAUCAACCACCCCGAAACUAUCCAGCCCGAUCCUCAUUCACCUGGAUCGCCUUUGCCCAGAGCCAUUUUUGCCAAUGAUGUGGGCUACCUGCCAGAUGGAACACCUCUGAACAGAGCUGGCAAUGCGAUUAACCAUCCGGAGACCAUUGGGCCAGACCCGCACUCACCCGGCUCGCCUUUGCCUGCCUCUGCCUACGCAGCGGAAGUCGGGUACCUCGUUGAUGGUACGCCGAUUGCCACGGCCGGCAACAACUCCCUGCGGUUCGGGUACCGCGGCCAAGUGGCCCAAGGCCUCCGCGACGGGCUGGGGGAGCUGCGGCUGCCGAGCGGUGCUGUGUACCGCGGACAGUGGGAACUCGGGGUCAGGUCUGGCCACGGCGAAUGGCAGCACCCAAAGCGGGGCAGCUACCUGGGCCAGUGGAAGAACAACCAGAUGCACGGCGAGGGCCUUCUGAAGGCCAACGGGGUGAAGUACCAGGGCACCUUCAGCGAGGGCCGCUUCCACGAGGAGGGCGAGCUCUGCCUCGCGGACGGCACCGUGUUUGCGGGCAGGUGGCGGAAGGGUCUUGAGCAUGGCCUGGGCCGCCUGCGGCUUCCGGAUGGAAAAUGCUACGAGGGCCAGUGGGUGAAAGGCGAAGUGGAGGGCCAGGGCACGCUUACCUAUGGUGAUGGCCGCAAGCGCUAUGUCGGCCAGUUCCGUGCGGCCAAGCCCCACGGCCACGGCUGCAUGGCCUACGCUGACGGCAACGCGUACGAAGGACAAUGGCAAUAUGGUGUUCCUGCCGGCAAGGGCAGGUGGACUGUAGGGGAUGUACAGGCAGCUUUUACGCCUGUCAGCUCAGUGCGGCCAUCGCCGCGGCAGCGCGCGGCGGCGCCGGGUGCAGGUUUUACCGAGAGCUCGUCAGAACUGGGGUCCGUCGACACCCAGGAGAUCAAUUUUGAGGAGCUCCAGGGUGCUGGGCUCAGGGGGUUCGGAAGGAACUGUCAUCUCUGCUCUGCGAAGGAGCUUGGGGCAGCCCCAAGUGUCUUGAAGAUCCUGGAGGUCUGUGAAGAACACCUGGAGGCCAUGCAGCUGAAGGAUUUGGAUGCCGUAAACGUGUCCACAGCGCUGCACCGCAUCGCCAAGAAAAGCGACAGCGAGGUGAAGGACCCCCGCUUCGGUGCCCUGCUGCGGCGUUUGCCGCUUUUGCCUUCGGGGGGGCCGCAGUGCCUUGCCAGCGCCGCGCGGGCAUCGGCAAAGACCAAGGCGCGUGAGGAGCCGCCCAUGGCAGCGCUUUAG
Effrenium voratum is the source of this 2673-nucleotide messenger RNA. NCBI's taxonomy places the organism in Eukaryota, Dinophyceae, Suessiales, Symbiodiniaceae. The record is from the annotation of a GenBank genome assembly.